This is a messenger RNA of Choloepus didactylus (southern two-toed sloth), 4413 nucleotides long. It is a transcript of the gene ERGIC2, whose product is annotated as ERGIC and golgi 2. Gene Ontology annotation, biological process: endoplasmic reticulum to Golgi vesicle-mediated transport; retrograde vesicle-mediated transport, Golgi to endoplasmic reticulum. Bases 111 to 1244 code for a protein of 377 amino acids. Lineage: Eukaryota; Metazoa; Chordata; Mammalia; Pilosa; Megalonychidae. Gene Ontology annotation, cellular component: COPII-coated ER to Golgi transport vesicle; membrane; endoplasmic reticulum. The record is from RefSeq and is a predicted model, not a curated record. The transcript has 14 exons.
ACGCGAGCCCGGGCGACCCGGGCUUCUGUGAAAGAUGGCGGUCGGCUGGGGCUGUAGCACAAGUCCUUAGCAUGACUAUAUGAAGGAAGAAGAGGAAGGUUUUCCUGAAGAUGAGGCGACUGAAUCGGAAAAAAACCUUAAAUUUGGUGAAAGAAUUGGAUGCCUUUCCAAAGGUUCCUGAUAGCUAUGUAGAGACUUCAGCCAGUGGGGGUACAGUUUCUCUGAUAGCUUUUACCACCAUGGCUUUAUUAACCAUUAUGGAAUUUUCAGUAUAUCAAGAUACAUGGAUGAAGUAUGAAUAUGAAGUAGACAAGGAUUUUUCUAGCAAAUUGAGAAUCAAUAUAGAUAUCACUGUCGCCAUGAAGUGUCAGUAUGUGGGAGCAGAUGUGUUGGAUUUAGCAGAAACAAUGGUUGCAUCUGCAGAUGGUCUAGUUUAUGAACCAGCAAUAUUUGAUCUUUCACCACAGCAAAAAGAAUGGCAGAGGAUGCUGCAGCUGAUUCAGAGUAGGCUCCAAGAAGAGCAUUCUCUUCAAGAUGUGAUAUUUAAAAGUGCUUUUAAAAGUGCGUCGACAGCUCUUCCACCAAGGGAGGAUGACUCAUCGCAGCCUCCAGAUGCAUGCAGAAUUCAUGGUCACCUGUAUGUCAAUAAAGUAGCAGGGAAUUUUCACAUUACUGUGGGCAAGGCAAUUCCCCAUCCCCGAGGUCAUGCACAUCUGGCAGCACUUGUCAACCAUGAUUCUUACAACUUUUCUCACAGAAUAGAUCAUUUGUCUUUUGGAGAGCUUGUUCCAGGAAUUAUUAAUCCUUUAGAUGGAACUGAAAAAAUUGCUGUUGAUCACAACCAGAUGUUUCAAUAUUUUAUUACAGUUGUGCCAACAAAACUACAUACAUAUAAAAUUUCAGCAGAUACCCAUCAGUUUUCUGUGACAGAAAGGGAGCGUAUCAUUAACCAUGCUGCAGGCAGUCAUGGAGUCUCUGGGAUAUUUAUGAAAUAUGAUCUCAGUUCUCUUAUGGUGACAGUUACUGAAGAGCAUAUGCCAUUCUGGCAGUUCUUUGUAAGACUCUGUGGUAUUGUUGGAGGAAUCUUUUCAACAACAGGCAUGUUACAUGGAAUUGGAAAAUUUAUAGUUGAAAUAAUUUGCUGUCGUUUCAGACUUGGAUCCUACAAACCUGUUAAUUCUAUUCCGUUUGAGGAUGGCCACACAGACAACCACUUACCUCUUUUAGAAAACAAUACACAUUAGCACCUCCCAAGAGAAGGAGAAAAAACUUUUUUGCCUGAGACAAAAACCUUUUUUUAAUAAUAAAAUGUUGUGCAAUAUACUCAGAGAAAGGAAAAUACGAAUGAAAAGCAGGAAACACAUCUAUUAAAAAAAGAGAAAGAAAAAAAAAUCCCAAACUGAAACCUAUGUAUGUUGUGUCUGUUACAUAUGUCCUUGAAGAUAUUAUGCAGCUAUUCAGUGAUUAAGCCCAACCAGAGUAUUGCUUCGAAGAUGACUCCUUCUGAUACUUUUCACAGCACAGGGGCGGUAUGGAAAUCAAACCUUGCUUCUUAAUGACAAAGAGCCUAAAGGAAAGAAGUCAAACCACAUCUAAAGAAAAAGGCAUUGAUAAGUGUAAAUGUUUGCGUCCUUUUGUUUUUAAAAAAUAUGAUGUCAGAAUAAAACAUGUAAAACAUAUGGAAAACUAGUCUAAAGUUUAAAAAGUUGUGAUCAGGUCACAUUGUUAAUAAAACAGGGACAAGUCCCUAUGUUACAGCCAUAUUAAUGUUCAGCCAUAUCGACAAGACCAUUUAUCCAGUUGUGUGGUCUUAUGAAGGUAACUGCUUUUCUUGAAACUUUGGUUAUUGACUUUUCUAACUGUUCAAGACAGGGUCUUAGAACACUAAGGUGAAUUUUCACAGGGGCAAGUAUAUAAAUGCUAUGAUAUGUAACAGGCAUCAUUGACAAAUUUUAAGUGGGGCCUUACAUGGGGAGAAGAAAGCACAUUUUUUUUUUUGAACCUGAUCUGAUCAUUAUACUAUUAGUAUAAUUUGUUGGUGAUGGUGUUAAAAAGAUCUACUUCUAUGAUGGAAAUUAUCCAUUUAUGAAACAUUAGAGGAAAAGGGGGCAUACGUUGAAUACGUUAUGGUGAGGGGGAGCAGGUUAACUUUAAAUAAAAUAGAAGAGUGAGGCAUACAUUUAAGAAGGACAGCAUAAUGUCAGACCUGAGAGGUAUCAUCUUAAUCAGUGUCCAUGAAGCUGUAAAAUUGGAUUAUGAAAGAAGUAUCUGCAUUCAGGGUGUCCUGAAUGUGAUUGGUUCUGUAUUAGAGUGUGUUUUUUAGCUUUCUUACCAUCUAAGGGUUAAUUUUAAAUUUCUAGACUAUAAAAGACUAAAAAUAAUGAGAGGGCACUGUCACUCAGGUGCCAUUAAAAACUAUAUUUGUUUUAUGUGUGCCAACAUCAUUUUUCUUUUUGUAAUACUCAAUGACAGUAGAAGAAUCAGCAACUCAUGCCCAUAGUUUAAAUCAUUAAGGGAAAUGGAGAAACAGAAUUCCAGGUAAGUAAUAAGACCAAGACUAUAAGACUAGAUUUUAAAUGGUAGUUUUUAGAGACUGGGAUGACAUGUUAUACUUUUCAAAUGGAUUUUCUGUAAAGAUAAAAGAUGCCUCCUUACAAGCAGUUGGGACAGACAAUGUAUUGGAGGAAGGGGAUAUACUGACAAAACUGCUUUAUAGAUUUUAUACUGAAUGGUAUUUUGCAGAAAAUAACAAUCAUCAUUUAACAUAUAGUUUGCCAUUCAGAGCCAUGAAAGUUAACUGUUGCUGUAGGUCGUGUAACAUAUCUUGAAAGGUUUUGUAAUCCAAAAAUUUCCAGAUAAUGAAUGAGCCUUCUCUGGGUUUUGUCCCCCCACCCUCUUUUCUUUUCUUCAGGUAUUAUUUCCAAUGAAGUGGGAUUAGGAACUAAUAGAACAGCUCUCAAAAGGAAUUUUAAUUGGAGAGAAUUCGAAUUUUUGCUAAUUUAGAUUGAACAGUGGUUCUCUGAAUCUGCUUCUCAGAAAAUUCAGUCAAGUUCCAGGUUUUUUUGUUUUUUUUUUUAAUAUGGGAUGAAAAUAGUGUUGAUUUAGGACUAUUAUCUUUCAAUUAGGAUUAUAAUAAAGUACCUUUAACUGUUUUAUUUAACAAAAUCUUAAAAUUUAUUUUGAUUCUUACGUAUGAUAUUGUUCCCAUGUUUUCAAAAUACCAUAUUAAAAUGUUAAUGGAAUUAAUCUUGCCAGUAAAAUUGGCUAUAAAAUUUAUCUCUUUAAAGCAAAAUCCUUUUUUUUUGCCAUUGAUUCCCAUUUUAAAAGUUUUGAAAAGUUUCCAUCUAUAAUUCCUCAAAUAGUCAGGGUCAGAUUUUUGCCAGUGAAAAUAUUAAGAUUUUGGCCAGCCUUUUGAGUGAUGAAAUAUACCUGCAUAUUAGGAUCUAUUGAGAAUUUUGGACUUUAUCAAGUCUUUCUUUUCCUUUUUAGAAAGCACUUUACUCACCUAUCUAUUAGGCAUUUUUUCCUAUGCCUGGAAGUACCUUUAGCCAUAAUACCCAACUUUAUUACUCAGCUCUUCCUUAACCUUUUUAGUAUAUUCCUUAUAUUUGUAUGUAUAUAUUCUGGCUUAAUAUUUUAAAAAUCCAAGACUUCAAAUUACAUGAAAAUUUUUUUUUUACUGCCUUUGCAUACACUGAUCCAUAAAAAAAUUAAAUAUUUAGGUGAAUAAUUCACUGCUGCAGUACUUGUACACUUGGGAUUACCUCUUGGGAAAAGCUUAACUCCAAAUAUUAAAAUUACAAAAUUUAGUUCUGAACCUAGAUGAUUAGUAUCAUUCUUAUAUACAUUUUUUUGAUAGAAAACACUGAAUUUUUACCUCAAAUUUACUAAUGCAAAGAAAGUUUGCAAUCUUUAAUACAAACUUUGGAAUUCAGAAAGCAAUGACUAAUAUCUUGUAAAUUUUUAUGGUAUAAAUAGAGAUAUAUUAGCAUUCUAUCUUUUUAUAUCUUGGGUUAGUAAUUCAAGUACCAAAACUUUAUAUGCAACUCCUCUGCUUUAAAAUUCAGCUUACACUUGAGUUCUAGGUGCAUAUUUUUGGUUGUUUAAAAAUCACUUAAACCUGAGCCCUAGGGCCUUUUAAAAUCUCAGCAUGCUCUUUAACUUAGUACUUAAGUUCUUCCUCUUCUGUUUUUAACUCUAGAAAACCUUCACCAAACCAACCUGAGUCACCCUUUUCCAGCACUGUCAAAAUACAGAGAACCGUUUAUUCACUAGUUUAUAUUAUAAUUCCUGGAUCAAUACCUUGGUAUUCCCUUGUUGUGGUAUCAUCAAAAUAUAAGUUUUUUCCCCCCUUUUGAAAUAUUUUUUCAGUGAUGAAAUCACCUUACGUCAUUUUAAAAAUAGAAAAACAAA